Molecule: messenger RNA, 1272 nt
Organism: Jatropha curcas
Lineage: Eukaryota; Viridiplantae; Streptophyta; Magnoliopsida; Malpighiales; Euphorbiaceae
Product: sulfated surface-like glycoprotein
Source: RefSeq, a predicted model, not a curated record
CCAUUCCAGUCUUUACACCAACACAUAUACCCCAAUAAAACCAGAGAGGAAAAAAUUUUAAAAAAUUAGAGAUGGAAUUUUCACAGCCCUAAUGGAACCGAAAAUAUUCGAGAGACAGGAAGUCAAGAACUUGAAACACAGAAAGAGUCAUGGAAGAGAAAAAUCAAGAAUCUGAGCUUUAAGCACAUUGCUUAAGACUAUAUUCUUUAGGGAGGGAGAGAAAGUUGUGUUCUUUAUAGAAAUACAAGAUCGGAUUGGUCUGUCAUUCUGUUCGUUUAAUGGCGACCCGGUGGAUGAAGUCGCUACAAUGCAAAUCAAGAGCUGUUGAAGAUGUUCUUAGCCCGAAUCCGAAAUAUCUAAUACCCAGCUCCAGUUGCAGAAAGAGCGCUCAGAGCAUCAAAGACGUUAUUGAAACCGCCACCAGAAAUCAAAGACCCACUAAACCUAAGCACCACCGCCUCCAUCACCACCACCAACGACAGAAUCUACAAAAAUCUACCUCUUUUUCUCCUACCCAUACCAAACCCAAACCUAAAUCCGAACCGGUUUCAGCUCCUCCUUCUCGUUCUCGUUCUACCCGUAACCCGGACCCGCUGUUUCCAGCAUUAACAGAAGUACCCGACGGCCACCCUUCUCGUAAUGUGGUGGAAAUUAUCUUUCACACGAGUUGGAGCAAUAAGUCAUUUCCGGGUAGGAUCGAGAUGAUUUUUAAAGUACAUAACGGGACUAGAACGAUUUCUCGGUUCGAAGAGUAUCGCGAGAUGGUUAAAACCCGAGCCGGAUUAUCUGGCGGAAGCACGUGGGAGGAGAAUGCGCGGUGCGUCGCUGACGGAAACGAGAUGAUGCAGUUCUACUGCCUGGGUCCCACUGGUGGCGUUCAUGAAGCCCGCUGCAGUGCGUGGGUUUUCCCCGGUGGAAAAGGGGCGGCGAUUUGUACAUUUUCCGGAAGCGGCGGGGCACACGAGAGUGCUGGCGGUGGCAGUGGAAGGAGGGCGAUGCUGGUUUGUCGAGUGAUAGCGGGUCGCGUGUCGAAGCAAAUAGAGUUCGAUUCAUUGAUUGAUGGGCGGGUCGGGUUUGACUCGGUGAGUGGGGAAAAUGGCGAGUUGCUGGUGUUUGAUCCUCGUGCGGUGUUACCUUGCUUUCUUAUUAUCUAUAAAUUGUAAAAAUAUAUGGAAAUUAUUUCCUAUUUUUAUUUUUCCUUUUCCAUUUUUAAUUUCUCUCGGAUUGUUUUCUUAUGCCUCAUUUAUCAACACAAUAUUUUUUUGCUCGAGA